Osmia lignaria (orchard mason bee) is the source of this 6530-nucleotide messenger RNA. RefSeq lists its product as uncharacterized. NCBI's taxonomy places the organism in Eukaryota, Metazoa, Arthropoda, Insecta, Hymenoptera, Megachilidae. The record is from RefSeq and is a predicted model, not a curated record.
GGUAAAGUGGUCGCUGACGGGGAGUUAUGAAUGAGUCGCGGAGUCCUGACCCACGAGUGUCGCAUGGAGGGGGGCCAGCGCGAAGUAGGAGCGAAGAAGGGGAUGUCUACCGUCGACAGGAGGUGGCAGAGUGGCGGAGGCGGAGGAGAAGGAAGAGAGAAUAAUAGAAGAGAAGCAAAGAUCGUAACGAGAGGAAGGAGAGAUUGAGAAAGAACGAGAAAGCGAGCGAGCGAGCGAGUGAACCAGCCAGCCGGCUGGUUGAUGAAGGAAGGGUGACGAUUGAGUGGGGAUACUUAGGUUUGACCGAAAGCGGGGUGUGGGCCACGUGCUUCGAUGCCUUUACAAUCGUAUAUAGGCACCGGUCGACCGAGUGCCCACUACCAUACACUGUGAUAGUCAUACACUCGGUCGGGCAGGAGAUAAAGGAGGAAAAGGAACUCUUGUCGAAGAAGGAAGAAGAAGUCGGCGAGUGAGGAAAAGAAAGGAAGUGAGGAAAGAAGAAGAAGAAGAAGAAGAAGAAGAAGAAGAAGAAGAACGGUAAAGAGAAUACACAAUAGAUAGAGAGGGAACGGGGCAAGAGAAACGACCUACCGACAAGCAAGGCAGACGGACAGAAGUCCACCUUCCACUUCCAUUCCCUUACGUAGGUUCACUCCUACUAUAACGACGAACGAACAAGCCUGCCUAUAGCUGGCUUCUCCUUCUCUGUUUCUAUACCUACCUACCUACCUUCCUCUGCGCCAUGGUUAACUCGGACAGAGCCGAGAGGUGAUACACUCGAUACACUCAGCCGGACGAGGGCAACGAAUACCUCAGUCACCUCCUGACAUUCGGUAUGGUACGACCUUACCCCACUGGCGCGCGACUAACAAGGUGCCGCCAACACAAGGGCUGAGAAUACCGAAAAGGGUCCGCAGACGUUGCCGGCGAAAGGGAUAUAUACCACGGGACGAACAGAGACACGCAACCCGGCCAACGGUAUAGAGAAAAGGACAUUUGAGAGAAAAAAAAAAAAGAAACCGAGGACCACCCUUACAAUUAUCGGUGUAAUCAGACUGAUUCUUUUUUUUUCCUUUCCACGCGUAACUCUCCCCCGCCACAUUCUUAAGCAUCUACCUCCCCCUCCCUGAGACGGCAUUCGUGUCACCCUCUUCUCCCCCCUCGUAUAAGAAUCAGUGCGUCGCGUGUGUCAGGACCAGUGCGAAACGGAUUGUGAUUCGGUGCGGACAGUUUUUCACCUAUAGUAAUUGCCCGUGCCCUCGCGGACACACCGGGCUGCCCGCGCGUCCUCCGAUACACCGAGCGUCGCUCGUCACAGUGCGUUUUAUCGACGAAUCAGAGGGGUCAGGGUAUCGGCAAGCCGUAACAGUAGCGGCGCGAUACAUUGGCGCUGGUACACGCGGAGGAUAGGAUACGUCUCGCUUGCUCCUUGACUGCCACGCGCCACCGCGAGUGUCCGCGUGCCACCAGAGUGAUCAAGUGCUAUGCGAUUAUGACAGUUGCCGAGGAUACCGCGAUCGCUCACGAUCGGCAAAUGACAAUGGAGGCGAUUCUGAGCCGUGACCAAAGGACCACUUCUCACCGAGUUCUCGAUCAUCGUAUCACCCAAAACGGACCGACCAAGACGUCCCCCAGCGGUCUGACAACAUCGACGAAAUGGUGCAACAGCCGGGAGACGAAUGCCCGAUACGCGAGAGUAAUCAGCCCGAGAUUGCAAAGAAACGAUCGCGAUCAAAGACACUUAUCGUGUGAUUCGUACCUCGUACCUGCCUUCUACGACGAUCGAGGGAUGCGCUCGAGACACACUCCAUCUGUCACUACGACCACGUGGCUCAGGUUAGGUAGUCUUUUGGUGACUCUGCUCGUGGUCUCAGUGCACGGUGCUCCGACGAUGACCCUCGAAGACAGACGACUGAGCUUACCCCCGAAGUGGGUGAACCCAUGUGGCCUCGCUGCCGAAGAUUUUAACGGUGAUUUGGAUGUGGUGCAGCUUACAGAUUCGCAGCUUUUAUCGCAAGUUGUUGUUCAAGCGAGAACAGCCCUGAUGCACGCACAGCUUUUUCGUGAUGAUUACGCCAAACGAACCUUCAACAUCGACUUCGCCGAUCUGCAUUCGACAUUUAAGGAUAAUCGUUACGACUGGCUUCCUGGACUGAACGAAAUUCCCAAGCAAUUAGGAGAAAUGCUGGAUCAAGAGUACCUCGAUAGAUUAGAGCUCGACACAGCCCUUAUUGAUGCGUACGAAUACAUGCAAAAGUAUGCAGUCGGCUUGGAGCAAAUAGUUUGGGACCAAGAGGAUCUUCAGCUUGAGUUUCGCAAUCAGUUCGAGCAAACGGAAUAUAAACUGCGAACGGUUCUCUGCGAGCUGCAGGUAGCGUUAGUGGAACGUCAGUUAUCGUCGCGUCCCGACGUGACCCGUGACAUCAUGUCGCCCGAAUUUCGUGCGAUAUCAUCAUCGGAAACGUUUCGAAAUUUACGCGACUGGUUAAUCUUCCGGGACUACAUGAACGGCCUCGAGUAUGUGGUGCAAGUGUUCGAGCAUCUACGCCGAAAUUUGCAGUCCUGAGGAUGGCAAGGCGGAAGCCGAAGAAGGGCUACCAGACGACGACUCGCGCAUCUCCGGAAACCGGAACCGCGUACCAAUCUGAAUGGCGAGGUGUCGUCAUGAGAUUGGAGGUGCGGAAAGACGGUAAAAGCGAGCUUAGGCUUGCUCUGUCAAGCAGGCCCAGAAGCUUUCGAUAUCCGUCCCGGUUUCUUCGAGAUGCGUCUCACCACGAGGAUUAUCCGUCAUGGGUGCUGUCAGCAAUGGACAAAGCUGCUUCGCCUAUCGAUAUUCCUCCAUCGUCUGGUCGCAAAUCCAGUUCACUUCCAUGACUUUCAGACAGAAUCGAUUGAUUUUCGUCGAUGACUAUGUGCUGGGAACCAGAGUCGUGCAAUCAUCAGCCCGGAUUGGCUUUCGCCGCCCUUUACUUCACGAUCGUGCAGACGCGUUCGUUUUUGUCCGUAUCCAAAGUGUCGUUAUUAAAGUGUUAAGAUGGGUAGUAAGUGACAGACCACGAAGAGAUCAGUCAGUUCCGAACGACAUACUCGAAGGGAAAAUUGUUUCGAUGUCGACUUCUUUCGCGUCGACCGGUAUAGCUGUUUACGCCCUAUCCAUUUUAGAUUUCUUUUACCUUGUAGCAUUUUUAUCAUUCAAUCGUAUCUAGUUUUUUUUAGAAUAUUUUAACAGUGAACUUGUAGUGUUUUUUUUUUUUUUUACUCGUGUGAACAAAUUUGGGUAGUCGAAAAUGAUAAAACAGUCAUGCCGAUAAAACGUUUCAAACGCAUUUCGAUUGAGGAGUGUUUGAUGGGGUUUGAAGGCGUUUGAAACGGGACGCGAAACGAAGUACGGAGGGAAUAUAGGAUUCGGAAGGGAAUCCGUUUAAACGAGCUUGUGCACCGCAGCGGUAUUAUAUCCUAAGUACACAAGAAAAUACACAGUAUUCGCGCUUUAACUUAAAAGUAAGAGAAAAUGAAGAAAAGAGAAAUCGUACGCGUGGUUAUCACGCGAGCAACGUUAUCACGAAAUGAUGACGUCCGUUGAAACGUCGUAAACGAGCCAUCCACGUUCCACUCUUAAUCCUACAUGAUAAUUUAUUUGACUAACUGUAAUAUUAUUAUUAUUAUUAUAUUCAUAUUUAUUCAGAUUAUUUAUUUUAUUUUUAUAAAGAUUUUACAUUGUCCGAUUAACUGUAUUUAAAGUGUCUAGUUGAGCUUAAAAAUUAUCUAGAGCAUAAGAGAAACAGAAGAGGAUAUAUUAUUAAUAUUAUUAUUAUUAAUGUUAUCAGUAGAAUUUUAAUGGUAUCGUAGGGGAAGAAGAAGGAAACGCAUUGACGCUGCUGCUGCUAUUUCCCUUCGCUUGACCGUACCUCUUCAAGGUAUGAAGAUAAUGUAAAGAUAAGAGUACCAUCAAACCCCUCCCCCCGUUACUUCUGUAUCUUAUUUAUUUUCUUUUCUUUUUUAUGCAAUCACACGAAACCGAUUUUAUCUCGACAUUUGUUCGAACGAGUGGUCUUUUUAAAGGAAUCUUUUUUUCCUUCUUUUUUCUUUUUGUUUUGAUACUCACACGAAAUUGUGGCAGGCUCAACGAAACUCACCCCUCAAUGGCACGAAAGUAUUAUUUCAUUUUUAUUUAAUCACUCGUGAUAUUUUUACGUUUUUUUAUUUUUUUAGCAUUUUAUUUUUAUUAACACUUUGACGUCCCUUGUCAAGGAUGAACUUUUUACCUCACUUUUAUUUAUUUUAUUAUAUAACAAUUACAAUUUGGAAAUUGGUAAUUUUUAUUAAAAAUUUUUUGACUCCACAGGCUAAUAUAUUUUCUUGUAGUUAAAAAAAUUACAAGAGCCAUUGAUUCCGUAAAAUAUACAACCGUCAAAGUGUUAAAAAACCAAUAAUAUUUUUACCAUUUUGAGAUGUAAAUUUUCGCGCCAGAAAAAGGGUGGGUCACGCUUUGCCUUGCACAACAGUAUUUGCUCGAAGAUGAUCGACCUUGCAGACUUGUAUCGUACUUAAUAAUUUUUCCUGCUGAAACUAAUUCUUGUUCAUUUUAUUGGCGGCCUAUAAGCUUACCUUAAAAUAGUCCUUUUUUUUUACAAGCGUCUAACAUUUUCAAUGUCAUAUCAUCGUGUCUGUGAUAUGCAUCGUCGAACAUCUCUCAAGUAAAAUGCUUGUCAUGCCCGAAUCGAAAUACCUGAUUCUUGUGCCGAGGAAAGAGGAAAGGUCGAGAAAUGAGCAAGAAAGAAAGAGAAAAAGAAUGAACGUGUGCAUGUGUGUGUGUAAAUGCGAGAAGAAAGGCCGAUCUGUGUGGCAAUGUCGAUCUCGUAAAUCGAUCUCGAAUGCGCAUUUCAUUUUAUCACAUUAUUUUAUAUAUUUUUUAUUUAAUAGACCGUCGUUUGUUUCAUUUUUUUUAAGCAUCAAUCAUCUCUUUUUUUUUAGUAAGAAAGACUGCCAUUUUAGUUCGGUUUCAUUUAACCCUUUCGAUAGCAAUAAUAAUUUCUUUCACAAAUAAUAAGAAACAUUAUUCAAAAUUUUAUUCCUGAAAAUUAAAGCGAAGGGUCAUUAAAAUUGAUAGGUUGGCAAUUAGAUUCGCGAUUUUUGCAUUCUCUUUCCUAUAGAAUUAUUUGUUAAAAUUGAAUAAAUAAUAAUUUUCAAUUAGGAUAAGUAUCAUUUGGGUCAAUGAUAUUUUGCUACAUUAUUUGGUGAUUUUUAAUUCCUUGCAGUGGGGUGGAAAAAGUUGAGGAUUUAGUUGUUAAUCUACUAAGGAACAGUAUUAAAAAUAAGUUAAUUUUAAUAAUAAUCUGAAAUCAAAAAUUCUUCCAUGCUCUGAGAAAUAAAAAAUCGAAUUCUCAUUUAUCCGGAAAGUGAUGGAAAAAUUAUAAGAAAUGCGGCUAAGCGUAAGAAUAUGGUUAUGAUUAUAACUAAUUUAGUCAUCUAUCUGUGAAAUAAUUAUUUAGAAAGCUUGUUAAUAAAUUGAUGAUAAAUAGUAAUCGAAACUGUGAAAAUUCAUUCUAAUAGUAAACUUUGUAUUUUUUUAAAUUCACUAUAAUUAUAAGUAUCUCUUUCUCUCUCCACUUACCAAAAAACGUGAGUUCUAAAUAUAACAACCAAGUCAUAAUUACGAUCAUUCUUCCAUGUAAGAUCUUAUCAUUUUCCAAUCACUCUCAGAUUAAUAAGCAUACGAAUUUUUAUUUCUGUGCCAAAUUACUCAGUGAAAGAAUCUUUAAUUUUAGAUAAUUACCAAAAGUUAUCUAUAUUUAACACUGUCUAUCUCAAAACAUUAACGACGGUCACUGAUGACUGAAACCACAAAUUUAAUACACCUAAUCAAAUAAUUAAAAAUGGAAAAUUUUAAAUAGUACUAAUAUUGUACUAUUUAAAUAAAGUAGCAAGUGAAAUGGCUAAAUAGAAAUAAUAUGGUGCCUUGCUACAUAUGGCCAGUUUCACUAUGGCGAUUAGCCUAUUAAGUAACGAAAGGGUUAAAAAUCGAAAAAGUGUUAACGAGCCAUAAAUGAAUAUACUCAUUAGGAAAGACUUGAAUGUUCCACUCGUAAGCAGCAGCGCAAGUUCGAACGUCUAUCAGCUAAAGACAAUCCUACCGAUUGCAGAUAAGGAUUUUGUCCUUUUCUUUUCAAAUAGAAUUUUUUUUAUCAAUCUGUCAAAAUUUGUAUUCGUAUCUGAAUCAGUGUGUAAUUCUUGUGUAAAGAUACAUGGAACGUGCCAGGUAGAAAUUAAUAAUCUUUCUGAAAAUAUAUUGAAGGGAAAAUGAAGAUAACUAGGCACGUUCUAUGAGAUUGAUGCAGGCAAUAUACAACAAAUUUCGUGUAGAUUAAUUACGAUUGCUUGGUGUAUGUUGUACAUAAACAGAUUUGAUGAUAUAGAAGCUACAAAGUAUAAUUAUGUAUGUGAAUAUGUAACCCUCUUGGGGGACACACGAACCCCAAAAAUGCCCGCUCCGUUGUAUCAUAUUAAACCAAAGACAGUUCUACAUGGUA